AAACUCGGCACAAUGAAUGGUGUCACACUGCCAACUAUUCUCAAUGUGUUGUCAAUUCUUAUGUUCUUACGUUUUGGGUUCAUUAUUGGACAGAUGGGGAUUUUGGGAACGAUUUUUUUACUUCUUACAUCCUACGGAAUCGAUCUCUUGACGACGCUGAGUAUUUCUGCAAUUGCAACAAAUGGAACAGUCAAAGGUGGGGGAGCGUACUACAUGCUCAGUAGGAGUUUAGGAGUGGAAUUCGGCGGUGCCAUUGGUGUUAUCUUCUACAUUGGGCAAAUUUUGAAUAGUUCAAUGAAUGUUGCGGGUGUUAUAGAGCCCAUUUUGUACAAUUUUUCUGAGGACAAUGGAGUUUUGAUGCAAAUUUUGCCGACUUCAUACUGGUGGCAGUUUGCAUAUUGUUCAGUGUUUCUACUACUGUGCAUUAUUGUUGCCUUGAUUGGUUCUAGUGCUGUGUCGAAGGCUGGCACAUACUUAUGCAUCAUAUUGAUCCUGUCAACACUGUCGAUCCCCUUUUCAGCGCUGUGUGUGAGACCUUUUGACUCUGACUAUGGUGAGUAUUCGGGGCUUUCAUGGGAGACUUUAAAGAAUAAUUUGUUCCCCCACUUCACUAAGGGAGCAGCCGGAUCGCAAAUGAAAGGUGUUGAGACUUUUAACGACCUAUUUGGUAUUUUUUUCCCUGCAACGGCCGGUAUUUUAGCUGGUGCAUCCAUGUCGGGGGACUUAGCAAAUCCGUCAAAGUCUAUACCUAACGGUACGUUGAACGGGUUGCUCAUUACUUUCAGUUCAUACCUCAUAGUCAUCAUUUCUAUGGGUGCUUCGAUACCGAGGGCAUUAUUAUACAGAGACACCCAGAUUUUACAGACGAUCAACAUUUCUCCAUUCAUCAUAUUGGCCGGGGAGAUGUCAACCUCGAUUUUCUCGAUCAUAGUUGGUAUUGUUGGUGCCGCCAAAUUGUUGCAGGCGAUUGCGAGGGAUGAGAUUUUGCCUGGUUUGAAGAUUUUCGGAAAUGGAGACAAGGAGACGGACGAUCCGAAGGAGGCGAUCAUUCUCACGUGGAUCAUCUGUCAGUUGUUUCUGUUUGCCGACUUGAAUCAGAUCGCGACGCUCAUCACAAUGGCUUUCUUGAUGACGUUCAUUGUGACGAACAUGUCGUGUGCACUAUUGAAAAUCGGUUCUGCUCCCAAUUUCAGACCCAGUUUCAAGUAUUUUUCGACCAAGACUGCGCUUGCUGGGACGUUCAGCUGUUUCAUUGCUAUGUUUGUUGUUGAUGGGUUCUCUGCGUCGAUUGUGAUGGCCACGCUGGUGUUGUUGAUCUUGGUGAUCCACUUCUUGUCGCCGCCGAAAUCGUGGGGGGACGUGUCGCAGUCAUUGAUCUACCACCAGGUGCGGAAGUACUUGCUCAAGUUACGACAGGACAAUGUCAAAUACUGGAGGCCGCAGAUCUUGUUGCUAGUGGACAAUCCGAGGACGAGCUGGAAGUUGAUUUCGUUCUGCAACAACUUGAAGAAGGGAGGGCUCUAUGUGUUGGGCCACGUGCUCAUCACAAACAACUUCCAGGACAACGCGACUGAGUUGAGUCGGUCGAAGGAGAACUGGGCGAAGAUCCGGGACAUUACGAAGGUGAAGGCGUUUGUGCAGAUCUCGAUAGCGCCCUCGUUUACGUGGGGGGUGCGGAACAUCUUUCUCGGAAGCGGCUUGGGCGGGAUGAAGCCGAACAUCACGAUCAUUGCGUUCUACGACUUGGCCCGGUACCGCGGGGCAUGCAGCGUGCCCAAGGGCUUGCGGUUCGAGUCGUUGACGAACCAGUUCCAGAAGCAGGUGAAGAUCGAGAUCAACGAUCUUCCGACAGACAGGCGCGCGAAGUUUGCGCCCAAGAUCAAGUUGACGGAGUGGAUCCAGGUGUUGGAGGACUUGAGCUUGCUCAAUUCCAACGUUGCCGUUGCCAAGGGCUUCCCGCGGCUGGACAUUCCCACGGGCGAGAGCCGUGGCGACGACAAGCGCUACAUCGACUUGUACCCGAUCCAGAUGGCGCAGCGGCUGGACACCGACGAGGGGGUGCUGACCACCAACUUCGACACGUGCACGUUGAUUCUCCAGAUGGGAGCCAUCUUGCACACCGUGCCGAACUGGAAACACACGCACGUGUUGCGUGUGGUGGUGUUUGUGGAGCAGGAGAAGGACGUGGCCGAGGAGCAUGUGCGGUUGAAGAAGCUUCUUGAGAUCUUGCGCAUGCAGGAGGCCCGCAUCGUGGUGAUCUGUCUCGAGAGCGCGUCGGAGUUGGCCAUCUACCGGUAUUUUUCCAAGGGCGACGCGGAGGGCCUGCGUGCGGAGACCCGGAGCCGGGUGGACGAGCUACUGAAGGAGGACGCGUGGUGGAACGACGUGUGCCGGACACGCCGCCGGGGCGACCCGGCGCCGGACCAGGUGCUUGGCCGGCCUGGGGCGAUGAGCCUCUCGGUGCCUGUGCGCCGCGGGCCGCGGGCGGGCGCCCGCAGACGGCUGUCGGCGGUCCAGCGCAGCGGCCUGGGGCUCAGCUUCGGCACCAUGAGUUUCCAGCCCAACCGGUUCAGCUCCAAGGAGCUGAGCAACGUGUUUGGCCGCAGCGAGGACCUCACGGACACGGACGACGUGAGCGUCAGCGACCUGGACAGCGUGCACAGCGUGGCCAGCGUGGCCAGCGUGGCCAGCGACGCCAGCGACGACGACGCCGAGCGCCUGAGGCCGCUGGUGGCGCACACCAAGAGCAGCGGCAGCCUGCGCCGCAUGAAGCGCAGUGCGUUCACGGCGGAGCGGAUGCCCAACUCGACCAUCAAGGAGAACGCGGAGGGGAACGAAGCGUCCAUCAUGUUUGAGGACGACGCGGGAGAUAGCAGGAGCGGCCGCGCCAGCCGCACCCAGGGCAAUAGCGAGGGCUGCUUCGCCGUGCGCUUCGCAGACAUGACGCGCCGCUGCCAGUUCCUCAUCCUCAACGAGAUGAUGCGUGCGCAGUCCGCCGCAGGCACAGACCUGCUCUUCAGCACGCUCCCGGCCCCCGAGGUGGGCCUGCACCGCAGCGAGGUGGAGAGCGUCGACUACGUCGUCGACCUCGAGCUCUGGACCGAGCGUCUCCCGGCCACGCUGCUGCUCAACGCUAAGACCGUCACCGUCACCAGCAACCUG
Molecule: messenger RNA, 3162 nt
Organism: Pichia membranifaciens NRRL Y-2026
Lineage: Eukaryota; Fungi; Ascomycota; Pichiomycetes; Pichiales; Pichiaceae
Exons: 4
Biological process (GO): potassium ion homeostasis; chloride transmembrane transport; potassium ion import across plasma membrane
Cellular component (GO): membrane
Molecular function (GO): potassium:chloride symporter activity
Source: RefSeq, a predicted model, not a curated record